UACGCCGAGAUCUACUCGUGGACCUAAUAAAUAAGAGCGAUGUGGCGAGUUCGGGGCUAGAGGAUGAGAUAAAAACAAACUAGACAUCUAAGAAAAUAUCACUGCAUUCGCCAGUCUCUCUUCUUCUAUUUUAAUUUCUACUUUUCUCCAGGUGUGUUAUAGUACAUAAUUAAGAUGGCCACCUCUGCCAGCGCUAAACUUAACAAAGCUGUGAAGCAGAAGUACAUGGACCUCCCCCAGGGAGACCAAGUUCAAGUCAUGUACAUCUGGAUUGACGGAACAGGAGAAGGGCUUCGCUGCAAAACCAGGACUUUGGAUUCAGAACCCAAGAGCAUUGAAGAGCUGCCUGAGUGGAACUUCGAUGGCUCCAGCACUUACCAGUCUGAAGGCUCUAACAGUGACAUGUACCUGAUUCCGGUGUCCAUGUUCAGGGAUCCCUUUCGCAAAGACCCAAACAAGCUGGUUCUGUGUGAGGUCCUGAAGUACAACUACAAGCCAGCAGAGACCAACCUGCGCAUGUCUUGCAAAAAGGUCAUGAACAUGGUGGAGGACCAGGUCCCCUGGUUUGGCAUGGAGCAGGAAUACACCCUCCUGGCAACGGACGGCCACCCCUUCGGCUGGCCUUCCAACGGCUUCCCUGGUCCUCAAGGUCCAUAUUACUGUGGUGUGGGAGCAGACAGGGCCUACGGCAGAGACAUCGUGGAGGCUCACUACAGAGCCUGCCUCUAUGCCGGCGUGCAGAUCUGCGGCACCAACGCUGAGGUCAUGCCCGCCCAGUGGGAGUUCCAGGUUGGCCCAUGUGAAGGCAUCAACAUGGGGGACCAUCUGUGGGUUGCCCGCUUCAUCCUGCACCGGGUCUGUGAGGACUUCGGCGUGGUGGCGUCUCUUGACCCCAAGCCUAUACCUGGGAACUGGAAUGGCGCUGGCUGCCAUACGAACGUCAGCACGAAGGCGAUGCGUGAGGAGGGUGGAUUGAAGUUCAUCGAAGAUGCUAUUGAGAAGCUCGGCAAGAGGCACGACUACCACAUCCGUGCCUAUGACCCCAAGGGGGGCCUGGACAACGCGAGGCGUCUGACCGGGCGUCACGAGACCUCAAACAUCCACGAGUUCUCCGCCGGCGUGGCCAACCGCGGCGCUAGCAUUCGCAUCCCGCGCGCCGUGGGGCAAGAGAAAAAGGGCUACUUCGAAGACCGCCGUCCUUCUGCCAACUGCGACCCCUACGGCGUCACGGAAGCGAUAAUCCGCACGUGUCUGCUUAAUGAAGAGGGCAAGGAGCCUGUGGACUACAGCAAAUGAGUGUCUUUCUUGGACAAGAUCCCUGCCCCCCGUCCUCUGUGAUCAAUUUCUUAAUGGCAGUUGGGUCUGCUAGUACUGUAUCAUUUUUCCCAGAAGGUAAAUUUAAGCUGCCAAUUUAAUAAGGACCCUUUAACAUUUUCCUAGAACUCACUGGAAACAGUGGCACCUCUGGUCCUGUUUCUUAACAGUGGCUUUUUAAAAGAUCACUCAGUUAUGAACUCAUUGCCUUUGCACAAGUAAGCAUGCAGCUGAAGUCUAGGGCAGCCACUGCAGUGUGUCCAGCGGUAGUCCUUUAAUGUAUAUUGAUCUGAUUUGAGCAUGUAACUUUUAAUGUAACUAACACUGCAACCAUAAACAACUUGAAUUGUUAGUGUCCAGUUUGCACGGUUGGCUCGUGCGAUUGGUGCACUUGGAUUAAGGGUCCAAAAUCACAUUUGUGUAUAUGUGGGUCCCUUGUCUAUCAGUUGUAUAAAUGUUAUCCAUCUCAGAAGUAUCUGA
Paramormyrops kingsleyae is the source of this 1794-nucleotide messenger RNA. It is a transcript of the gene glulb, whose product is annotated as glutamate-ammonia ligase (glutamine synthase) b. Gene Ontology annotation, cellular component: cytoplasm. NCBI's taxonomy places the organism in Eukaryota, Metazoa, Chordata, Actinopteri, Osteoglossiformes, Mormyridae. The record is from RefSeq and is a predicted model, not a curated record. Gene Ontology annotation, molecular function: glutamine synthetase activity.